This is a messenger RNA of Rotaria sp. Silwood1, 2027 nucleotides long. NCBI's taxonomy places the organism in Eukaryota, Metazoa, Rotifera, Eurotatoria, Philodinida, Philodinidae. The record is from the annotation of a GenBank genome assembly.
CUACAUUUUUUCUACAUAUCGUUAUUUUUUUAUAUGUCAAGGCUUCAGUAUUUUUUGUGCAGCCAUCAUUGUUGAUGCAAGAAUAAACGAGAAUUAAAAAGUUAGACAUUUAUAUUACACAUCACAUUUAGACUCUUAAAUUUAGCUGUCUCAGUAUUAGUUUGAGAACGAAUCAAUUGGCAGAAAUUAUCUAUAAGGAAACAAUUUACAUAGUAUUUUCUUUUUUAAACCACAUAGGUGAAGCGACAGAUGUUGCAAAUUUUUUGCAAUCAGUUAAACUAGUUCAAAACAUUAAGAUAGCAAGAUGAAAUAUAUCAAAUGUUUGAUAAUGAACACUAGCAGUUAAAAUUGUCGCACUUAGGCCUAUUUUCCAACUAAAGAGGAAACUCAUAGAAGCAGUCACAUCGCUUAAUGACUAAACGUUAACGUUUUAGAAACAUUAGCAGUUUUACGUCAGAUAAAAUCUCCUUUUCAUCGCCUAUCAUUGUUCUAAAAUUUCCUGAAAUUGUCUCUCAAUUAUUAGUUUUGUUGCACCUUGUCUGCACACAAAACUCACACACUAAACUAGCAAGCAGUUGUUUGGAUAUGUAACUUAUAUGCGUCUGACAUUUCACAUAUCGCAAUUACGAAAGUAUAUUUAUAUAUUGCUUUAAGGGUAGUGACAGGAAUACAACUAACUACACAACUAAUUGAUCCAUAAUAGAUUGAGAAUAACCCUCACAAAUAUGAUAUUAAAAGCAUGUUGAGAAUAUUGACCUAAGCUCGAUCUGGUUAACUAUUGAAAGCAGAUAAUUUGGCAUGCACUGAUAUUGUCAUAAGUAUUCAGACAUACAUGAUCAAUAAAAGAACACAAGAAGAAGAAUAUGAAUAUAAAUUGAGAUAUAGUUGUCUUAAGAAUGAAAUAUCAUUUCUGAACAGCUUCACAAAAUGAUCAUUGAGACUAGUGUAUAUGUAAGUAUUUGUGAGAUUUUAUGACCUUUGGAUAUACUUAUUAGUUGAGUUCAAAUAGUCUUUAUUAAGAGAAUUAAUUUAUGCUUCAAUGAUGAAAAGAAAAGUGUAAAUCAUAUCUAUGCUUUCACUUAUUAAACUACCCUAAAAUUUGAUGUAACUUAGAGAAAAAAAAAGAAAAAUAUUAACGAAAAGUAUGGUAGUGAUCUUAUUUGUGAUGAAAAAUUAAAUAUGCCUACCAAGCGCUAUUUUAUUGAAUCAUAUAUAGAAAGAUGCAGUUUUUCAUGGGCUUUCUCCUAGUGCUAAAAACAUUUUGGGAGAGAACUGUUCUGAUAUACUUUUAAGACAAAAACAUAAAAUUUUUUUCUAAAAAAUGGUUAUUUUUGCCUAUUUUUUGAAUAAAAAUCAGUACAUUAGAGGCCAUUUAAACACGAUUUUUAUUUAAGAUUCUUGUUCUAUGAUAAUACAGUUAAUAGAUCUAAUCGAGAUGCGUUAUUUGAUACUAAAAAAGUGGAGUGUUCAAUAGUAAUAUAUGUUGUCCUCGGGAUGUUAAACAGAAUUCUCUGCAAUUCAUCAAAAUUUUCAAAAAUUGAUAAAAGAGGACCCGAGUGUGGUUUCAAAGAUCCCUUCAUAUCUCGUGAUGGAAUUUUCAGAAAGAGCUAAAAAUUUGGUUCUAAGCCUAACUUUUCACGCUCUUUCGAAUGGUCAAACUCAUUUCAAAAUAAAAAUUUUUUUCAAAUGUCGGUGUUUGAUAUAUUUGGUCGAUUUUCUCAUGGACCCUCUCCUAAUAGAUUAAUCUCUUAGAUGAAGAUAGUCAAGAAGAUGAUUCUGAUCAAAAUGAACGUACGAUGAACAAACGACAAGGUGGUUAUAAUGUAAUUAAUAAAGAUCUUAAAUGUAAAAUCGAAUGUGUUGGUAAAUUACGAAAUCCCGAAACCGGUCAAGGAAUGUCAGUUAUAGAUGCAACUAAAGCUUGUAAAAACAUCUGUGCUAUUCCAAGCAAAAAACGUCAACAGAAAAGAGCCAUUGCACAACAAAAGGUACAACUUCGUCAAAAGAGUUUACGUGAAUCACACUGA